AUGAAGAGUAUUGUGUGCACAUUGCAAGAUGACCUUCAGAAAGCAAAGACCAGAGUGGCUGCACUUGGAAGAACCGUUGCCGAGAACGAGGUGAUCAUUACUCAAGCCAACGCAACAGCCGUCUCUCGGCUCGCUAGUAAUGUGUCACGAGACUUCACUGAUGAUGUGAUCAAAGAAACCCUCAGAAAAUUCUUUCAGACGGACUUCUUCUCCUGGUGUGCCGACUUGUGUGCUGAGAAGAUCGAGGAUGAAACGGCUGCGCUACGUAAGCUUCUGGAGGCUGGCAUCAUCAACGCGAAUCGCGACCACCUGGAUGGGCCGGAAUAUCUCAUAUUUAAAAUAAACACGCCUGAUGGAAGCGGUCCAUUGAUGCUACUUCAGGCCGCUCUGGCUACGAGACUCUGCGACUUAUAUCUCGCCGACCCAUAUUUCUUGGCACAAGAACUACCCACGAACCUCCAAGACCGGUGGAUGCUGCCUCGACUUGAGCAUAUUUUCAGCCAUGCAGCACUAGACGCCGCUAUCAAUUGGAGGGUUCAGACUGUGGAAUGCUUGGAACAAGCAGUGCCAAUCACAGAAUCCUAUGUCACGAGAGAAGUGCAUAGAUUUGUUCAAGAAUACGGGUUUUUGCUUUCAACUGACCAGUUCGAUCAUGAGGCCGGCAAAGAUCUAGCCCGCAUCUUCGCCAACUUUGCUGGCCUUGCGUUGAAGCUAUGGAAGUCUCGGGCUCAUGUUUGUUGCUGUGGCAUAAGAGGUUUCGGUGAGGCGGCCUUUGAUCUGGGAAAUCCCUUGAUCGAAGUCGACUCGUCUUUGGCAUCGUCUAUGGGCCAGCGGUUGAACGGCCGUCCAAUCGGACUCAUCAUUCGCCCAGCCAUCUGGGCCAAUUCGCUAUCCCAGGACGGAACGGUGGAACAGGUGGUUUGGCUCAAAGCUCUCGCCUGGGUAUCAGGAGAGGAGGGCGAUAUGGAUUUGAUGGAGCUGGCGUAG
Messenger RNA from Trichoderma citrinoviride, 987 nucleotides. RefSeq lists its product as hypothetical. Bases 1 to 987 code for a protein of 328 amino acids. The record is from RefSeq and is a predicted model, not a curated record. The transcript is spliced from 2 exons. NCBI's taxonomy places the organism in Eukaryota, Fungi, Ascomycota, Sordariomycetes, Hypocreales, Hypocreaceae.